UUCGUGAUAUAUUCAAGAAAUAUGUUAAAGGAAACUGGUUUAUGGAUUUACCACUUUUUUCUGAGUUUCUCCAUAUCUCAUUCGGACUUGUGGACGUUUUUUUCAUGGACAGAAUUUUCACGGCUGCUGAUGUCGACAAGGAUAAGCGAAUUGAUCUGGAAGAGUUUAUUAGAAUUGUCUUGAUCAUGCUCCGUGGAACAGUGGAUGCAAAAAUCAAAUUGUGUUUCACCUGUUAUGAUCUGAGUGAAAAUAAUGAGUUAACAAGAGAUGACAUAACAACAUUACUUCUCGAGGCUCUGAACGAGCCACCGACAAAGAACAAUAAUGCUGAUGCUUUACGAGAUCUUGUGGAAGCUGUAUUUUCUAAAAUGGAUUUAGAUGGGGAUGGUGUUAUUUCGUACGAAGAGUUCACAGCAGCGUGCUAUGAAGAUUACCUCAUUAUGCAGUCUUUUGGGCAAAUUUUACCAGAUCAUAGGGUACGUAAAUUAAAAAGUCUCAUCUGUUAUAUUGUUGAAUUCAGAAGUUUCAAAUAGACGAAAACUAGAUACUUACCACACCAUAAU
Parasteatoda tepidariorum (common house spider) is the source of this 563-nucleotide messenger RNA. RefSeq names its product calaxin. Gene Ontology annotation, molecular function: calcium ion binding. The record is from RefSeq and is a predicted model, not a curated record. NCBI's taxonomy places the organism in Eukaryota, Metazoa, Arthropoda, Arachnida, Araneae, Theridiidae.